UUCACUCAGAGAGCACACGGACGCGGAGGACAGCAUCUGCAGGAUUUCGGCGUUUUGAACUGUUUUUUAAAAAACGGUCAACAUGGCUGUGGCUGAAGCAGUGAUGCCUGCCUUAAUCUCGUUUCCGAGUCUCAAAGGACUGGAUAAUGUGGAUGGGGGUGUGCAGAACAGCGCAACAAGUGACGCAAAUAACCCGCCGUGGGAAGUGGAGUUCAACAUGGUGCGUUCUCCUGCUUUACCCUCCAAAGAUGACGACGAACUGGGAAGGUUUUUGGAUCUCGAUUUUAUUUUGUCCAACACCAUCGGCCGCGAUGCUUUAAGCGACAGCGACGGCAAUGGGAACAUCCCACCAACGCAGCAGCAGCAGAACUGCAUGUAUUCUCUCCCGGAUUCGCCGGAAAGCUGCAGCGGUGGUUCUGUGACAGAGUGCAGCGAUCAUCCUCCCUCUCACCUGGGCUGCCACGGGACUGCAAACGUCGCAAAGUCAAGCCCAGCUCAUAGUCUUAUGGUGGAGCUUCUCAGGCCUGAGAUAGGUUACCCGGCUGAUGCUUCACCGGACUGCGCAGGCAAGGAGAGAGAUGACCGAGAAUUCACCGAACUGCGAGCUUUGAAUUCAGCCUCAAUUCCAUUGGCUCCCCUUCACCGCCCAGCUGCCACCACACCGAUCCCGCUUGGAUAUACAAUCAAAACCGAGUCUGGAGGUUCAUCUUGCAUGAUGGCCGCCAGCGGUAAGAACUUUAUGGAACACGUUCACGGGAAAAACCUAAUGCAACCAGUAACCUUUACGCACCACCAGGCUGCAUUUCAUGGUGGGUUGCAGGCUCACGGCGCGCAUCCCAUGCAGCACGCUGCAUCCCACGGACAUAUGGCACACUACCACUUAAACGCGCAAAUGAGCUCUCACCAUCCCAGUAAUCAAAGCCAUCUCCAGGGUCAAUAUAUGAACGCGCCAUAUCACUCGAUUUACGCACACCAGGGUGUGCAAUCGUUUCAGGGACACUACAACGCGCAGAGGGAGCAGGUCCACGUUCACCAGCAGCAACAGCAGCAGCAUCCACUGUCGAUGCAGGGGAUGGUGCUCACUCCUCCCUCUUCUCCUUCUUCGGUUCUGCUCGAGUUUUACUCGCAGGAUGAGACCGGGUGCAUGAAGCAGAAACGAGCCCGCAGGUCGUGGGCUAGAAAACGCGCUGCCACGCACAACUGCGAGUUCCCCGGCUGUGGAAAGACCUACACAAAGAGCUCCCAUCUCAAAGCGCACAUGAGAACACACACAGGUGAGAAGCCCUACCACUGUAACUGGGAAGGAUGCGGCUGGAAGUUCGCCAGAUCAGACGAAUUGACCCGCCACUUCAGAAAGCACACUGGACACAGACCCUUCCAGUGCCACCUCUGCGAACGUGCCUUCUCCCGCUCAGACCACCUGGCUCUCCACAUGAAGAGGCACAUGUAGGCCACAGUUCUUUUGGACUCUUGCAUCCAUAAGAAUCCACCCCUCAGAAGAGGACCGACUUGGUUUCUCCCUGCUGGACUGUCCAAAAUCAGUGUAGCAUGAACUGUUUCCCCCAGACAGACAGUUGCAGUUGUCCUCUUCCACUCCACUCUUAUUUUUUUUAUUACCACUUGUAUAAUAUACUGCUAAAUUAAGUGCCUCUGGUGGUUACUGUACAUACAGAAUCUGUGCAUACAUGUAUAACAC
Neolamprologus brichardi is the source of this 1696-nucleotide messenger RNA. It is a transcript of the gene klf17, whose product is annotated as Kruppel like factor 17. Gene Ontology annotation, molecular function: RNA polymerase II cis-regulatory region sequence-specific DNA binding; DNA-binding transcription factor activity, RNA polymerase II-specific. The record is from RefSeq and is a predicted model, not a curated record. Gene Ontology annotation, biological process: regulation of transcription by RNA polymerase II. NCBI's taxonomy places the organism in Eukaryota, Metazoa, Chordata, Actinopteri, Cichliformes, Cichlidae.